Sphenostylis stenocarpa is the source of this 237-nucleotide messenger RNA. NCBI's taxonomy places the organism in Eukaryota, Viridiplantae, Streptophyta, Magnoliopsida, Fabales, Fabaceae. The record is from the annotation of a GenBank genome assembly.
AUGGGAGGAGGCAAUGGCCAAAAGUCUAAGAUGGCUCGCGAGAAGAACAUUGAGAAGCAAAAGGCUGCGGGAAAGGGAAGCCAGUUGGAUUCAAACAAGAAAGCCAUGAACAUUCAGUGUAAGGUGUGCAUGCAAACAUUUAUGUGCACCACAUCAGAAGUGAAGUGCAAGGAGCAUGCUGAAGCCAAACACCCCAAAUCUGAUCUCUAUGCUUGUUUUCCUCAUCUUAAAAAGUGA